Molecule: messenger RNA, 648 nt
Organism: Mesocestoides corti
Lineage: Eukaryota; Metazoa; Platyhelminthes; Cestoda; Cyclophyllidea; Mesocestoididae
Source: the annotation of a GenBank genome assembly
AUGUCUCUUCUCCCGGCGCUGAUUUUCCUCCAUGGACUGGGAGACGACGGGCGUGGAUGGGCCGAAACUUUCCAGAACGUCGUUCCACCCUACUGUAAAAUCAUCUGCCCCAAUGCAAAGGUAAUGCCUGUCAGCCUAAACUUUGGGAUGGAAAUGCCUGCCUGGUAUGACCUCUAUGGUCUCGAUGCGGACGCCAGGCAAGAUGAACCCGGUAUCGUCUCAGCCUCCAAGGAGCUUGCGAAGUGGAUUGCUGCCGAGAACCAGGCGGGCAUUCCGAGCGAGCGAAUCGUGAUAGGUGGUUUUUCUCAGGGCGGCAGUGUUUCGCUCUACUACGGCGCCACCAACAGAGACAAGAAACUGGGCGGUCUCGUGGCUCUCAGCUGUUGGCUUCCUCUUCACGAAAAAGUCAUUCAAGACACAAGUUCCGCGGCUACGAGCUGUUCCGUUCCGAUUCUCCAGUGCCACGGACAAAGCGAUCCCUUGGUCGCCUACGAUUUGGGCUCGCAGACCAACUCGGUGCUCAGGAAACUCGGCUUCUGCAAUUGCACCUUAAAGAGCUAUCCUGGCAUGGGUCAUUGCUCCGGCGACCGCGAAAUCCGUGAUGUGAAAUCGUUUUUGGAGACCUGUUUGCCGUCAACCGCUGAAUAG